AGGGAGGCAAGAACUACUAAUUUGUUUAAACAUUUCCGAGGCAUGAACCAAGCAUUCUAUCUCCUAAAUUGGAACUAAAACGACAUUAUUUCUCAAAUUAAUUUUUUUAUAAUAUUCAUUUAUUUUAUAAAGAAAAUAAAAUCACUCUUGUUUUACUUCAUAUCAUCAUCCCUUUUUUCAAACAUUCAAUUUGCACUAAUAAAUGAAUUAAAGGUCAGCUCAGGACAAAUUUUUUCUAAUUCUAUGAAUAAAUCUCUCUCCUUUUUUGGUUGAUUAAUAAAAAUAUAUAUAAUUUUUUCAUAAACAGUAGGUCAUGCAUAAUCAUUUUAAUCAUAUGCGUUUCUUUCUAUUUAUUAAAUUCUUUUUUGUAAAUGUCGUUCUUUCUUGCUGGCAUCAGGAAGUGCGCCGGAAAAGAAGUCAAGCAGAUCAUAUCUUCCGCAUCUCUGUCGACGCCUGUCUCAUCUUUGCUAGUGAUGGGUUCGACCAACUCCACAUGAAAGCCAGGGCAUUAUGACGCAAUGGGAUCUCCUUUUUCUCCUCAUUUCUUCUCUGGGCAGUUAGAGGGCAAGGUCGAGCGACCGUAGCGGAAGAAGCAGGUGAAGGCAAUGGCAGGCGAUCGGAAGAUAGGGGUGGCGCUGGACUUCUCCAAGAGCAGCAAGCGUGCUCUCGAAUGGGCCAUCGACAACCUGCUCGGCCAGGGGGAGACUUUCGUUGUCCUCCACGUCCGACAUCCCAAGUCAUCCUCCACCGCCGAUCUCUCUUCCGACUCUGCUCUGAUUCCUCUGGCGGAGUUCCGUGAGCCGGAGGUGUUGAAACGCUACCAUUUGGAGACGGACAUUGAAGUCCUUGACGCGCUCGACACAGCGGCCAGGCAAAAGGAGGCCAAAAUUGUACUGAAAUUGUACACGGGGGAUGCGAGGGAGAAGCUCUGCGAGGCCGUGGAGGAACUGAAGCUGGACUCGCUGGUAAUAGGCUGCAGGGGACUCGGCAUGAUCCAGAGGAUUCUUCUGGGCAGCGUAUCGAGCCAUGUAGUGAUGCAUGCAGCAUGCCCUGUUACCGUCGUCAAAUAAACCCUACUUCAAGCAUUAGCAGAUCCUAUGUCCUUGACAUACGUCACAGAGUAAGCAGAAAAUUCAUGAGUGAAGAACAGCAUCCCUGAAGAGCAUCCUUCGUUCUAAAUAAAUUUACGCGAAGUACGCGAACAUUAUAUACUAGUCUAAAACUAAAUCUUGCGAGCUUGAAUGUUUCUUGAACUAUGCCGGUAGUCUUAUUGCAGUAGUAUUGUUAUUAUUAUUCUCUACUUGUGAAGCAAA
Molecule: messenger RNA, 1313 nt
Organism: Zingiber officinale
Lineage: Eukaryota; Viridiplantae; Streptophyta; Magnoliopsida; Zingiberales; Zingiberaceae
Product: universal stress protein PHOS32-like
Exons: 4
Coding region: 606-1070 (154 amino acids)
Source: RefSeq, a predicted model, not a curated record